AUGAUGGACAGUCUCAUUGUGGACCUUGACAAAGUGUUGGACGACUUUGAAGCAGAAGAAAAAGAAUCCUCGCAGAUCCUGCGCGGUUCCCCUACAGACUAUUCUGAAUACAUCAACGCUAAUGAUGAUCGACCUUGGGACGAAAUCAGUCAUGUACCAAUCAGUACUAACACCACAUGGACAUCUUACAGCUCUGAGGAUGAAAAGUGCUCCACAGCUGUUUACGAUGUACCCUACAUUCCCGCAGAAACAUUUGACCUGUCUGAGGCUGACUUUGCACCGUCUGUGGGAAAAAAUGGAAACAGUACAUAUACAGGACCUCUAGAUACAAAGGUGGAAGAUAUCUAUGAUAAUUUUACCAAAGAUGUUCAAAAUGCUAUUCAAAAGCAAGAGAACUUGCUUAAAGCUGUAACUGCAGGUCAUCAGGACAAUGGAAAAUUAGAUCAUAAUGUUGAUGGAGAAUCCAGACAGUUUAAUUCUUAUUCUGCCAUCAGUAAUUCUAAUGUCAUCAAUAAUUAUUCUGGUACAAUAGAUUUAAGUUGUAAACGCAAUGAUGUGGUUGUGGACACAACAGGAAUCAUUUCUACAAAAGUGACAGAAGAUCAGUUAAUAUCGAAGGAACAACUGAGUUCUGAUUUACACUCUCCGAUUAAAGGAGGACAGACAACAAUAUUGGUGGCAGAUAACACAAACUGUAAAUACCCAAUACAAGUAGUGGACAGGUUCACACCAGUUGUGGAAAAUAAGCAGUUUGAACCUGUGGUGCCAACAGAUAAUAAUGAAAUUAAUGGAAACCUAUCAAAUCAUUUAGAUGAGAGCAAGAGUAACAGUCUUGUUCUUAAUGGUAGAUGUGACAAGCCUCUGAUGAAUGGAAGUCCCAUGGAUGAGGAGGAGGAGAGUCUAAUCGGUCGUAAUGAAAUGGAUACAACCGAUUCACAAGUGUCAUCUUUAUCAAGUCAGAAUGAAACCUCAUCUGUCACAGAUGUUGUCACGAAGGACUUAAGUGGUUCUGCUUUGUCUCCAAGUCAUUGUCAUAAUCCCAAUUCAAUGCAAAUGGACAAUGAGAGGGCAACCAAUGGGUUAGUAGCUGGGAGUGACUCAAAUGAUGUAAACCCAGCAGAGGCCACAAUGCAAUGUGAAGGUGUAGGGAGGGAUGUUCCCACAAUAUCUGGCAGUGUGGCGGGAACUUCCGGAGGAAUGGUUACAGAUGCCAGUGAUAGUGUGGUUGGUUUUGGUGAGGUAGACAGCGACAUGACAGAGAGUGACAUUAACACUUACUUAAGUGAUAUGCAGUGUGACCCAGGAUCAGUGGUCACCAGUGAUGACCAACAGUCAGGAGUGGCUAUCAUGAGUCCUGACCAUGCAAACAUAUUGAACGAGAGAGGUUAUGCAAAAAAUUUUGAUUUGGUAAACGCACUUGCAAAUAAAACAUCAAAACCAGAAGCUGCUGGUGAACAAAUCUUGAACAGUAAACAUGAGGAUAUGCCAGGAGAGGUAGGGAUCAUUGAUUCGCCUGUGGUUGAUAUGUACCCCCCUCAGGCAGACACAGGACUCACUUCACCCAGUACUGCCAUACAAAAUUACAUUGCUCUUGAUGAACAGACUUCUCCAGAAGGGAGCUCAAUAUCAUCAUUUGGGGAAGGUGCACGUCCCAAGGAACUUACUCGACCAAACAGUCUUCGGGGGUUGUCUGUAGUUCCUUUUGAGGCACCAUCAGAUAUCUCAAAAGAAUUGGUUGAGGUUGCUAGUCCUCAGGAGAAUAGGGAAGUUUGUGAGACAAAUGAAGGUGUUUCCCAGGAUCUUACCAACAGCCAAACAAUUCAAUGUAUACAAGCAAGCAAGUGUCAAUCGGAUGGUGAUGACAAACUGCAAACUGCCACUGUGAACCUUUGUGAUGAUGAGGGUGUAGAGGUGGGGGACACAGUGACUGAUGCAUCCUCUCACACACUGACAGAGGUAGAGGCUGGGGAUGUGGAUAUGGAAGAUGCUCCUGUAAUGCUGAGGUCACAUGAUCCCCCUCCCUAUGUUAAUGAGUCACAGCGACCUAGUUCUUGGAGCCCUGCAGGACCUACAUUGGCAGUGCCCCCUCCACAAAAACGUCCUAACAGUUUAAAUCUCCCGUCCCGAGGUGACAUGGUUGUGGGUAACUCUGAGAGGACACAAGCACCUUUUAGAUUUCCUUAUCAGGCACCCAGUGUUGAAACAGCCACACCAGAAUCCAUGGAAACACCUGAAGCUGAUGUCCAAGAAGCUAGAACAGAACCAACACCAAAAGAACCAGAGGAGAGCCCGGAUGAGAUGAACGGGGCAGUUGGAAAUGCCCCUGAGGAAAGCAUGCCAACAAUGGAUGCUGAGCCGUCAGCCACCCAAACAGAAAAUGCGCUGGGUAAGGUGGCUCCAAGAUGGAUUCCUGAUGCAGAAGCACCCUUGUGUAUGGGUUGUGAGGCCAAGUUCACCUUCACAAAGAGGCGACAUCAUUGCCGUGCUUGUGGAAAGGUGUUUUGCUCAACAUGCUGUAAUCUGCGAAGUCGACUGGAAUACAUGGAAAACAAAGAAGCAAGAGUGUGUCUGUCAUGUCAUCAGCAACUUGCAAUAGCGGAAAUUACCAGUGGAACAGGCCGCAGUCCCAAUCCCAAUAACCCCAGCGAAUACUGCUCUACCAUUCCUCCCACUCAGCAGGUGUCCUCCCGAUCACCCCCUCCCACAGUCAUGGUACCCGUGGGGGUGUUAAAGAGAGAGGGGAGCUCCAAAAGAUCCGAGCCAAAGCAGGUGAUGUUCUCUGAUGGCAUUCGACCUGGUGGUGAUCUGACUGAACUGGAUGGUUCAGAUGCUGCAAAUAAACUGCCGCCACGCCGAACAAGUAGGGCCCAAAAACGUGUAGAUAGAGGUUCCCCAGAUUCUGCAAGAUCAAACAGUAGAAAGUCUCGUCAUUCUGAAGCACGGAGAAAUAAAUGUUUGAUACCAGAAAGCGGUCUACCUCCUGUAAUAUUAACCAAAACAGAUAAUGCAAUGGAUGAACACCCUGACAUGGCUGAAUACUUAACACAAAUCAAAGAUGAAGAAGCAGAACCUGUGAUUUUCGCUGUCAAUUCUAAUCUGUCAGUUCUCGUCAAAAUCGUCACAUUGGACUGCUGUGUCAACAGGACAUGUUGGUGUUUAACCACUAGAGGGAUGUGUACUGUUGGACAAGAUGAGAUUGUCAUUGUCCUGGAGGUCCUCCCUGAUGAAGACACACUUCCCCGGGAUAUUCUUUGUCAUUUUCAGACCAUGUAUGAGGAGGCAGGCAAAGGUAACACUGUCUCAGACAUGGGCCACACGAUAUUUAACCAGAGUUUCCUAAAUAGCCGUGACCAUGGUGGGAUGUUGUAUAUAUACCCGACGUUCCAGUGUCUACACAAACUCAUACUACCAAAGCCACCAUACGUGUUUGGGAUACUAUUACAGAAGUGGGAGACCCCCUGGGCCAAGGUCUUUCCCAUCAGAUUGUUGCUACGACUUGGUGCUGAGUACAGAUAUUAUCCAUGUCCUCUGAUUAGUGUUCGCAACAGGAAGCCAGUGUUUUUUGAAAUAGGUCACACAAUCAUGAAUCUUCUGGCAGAUUUCCGGAACUUUCAGUACAUGUUGCCUCAGAUCAAAGGAGUCACUAUUCACAUGGAGGAUAAGAAGACAAUCAUGAACUUUCCCAGGAACAGAUAUGAAGAUCUUAUGAAGGUUGUGAGUAACAGUAAUGAGCAUGUGAUGGCCAUUGGAGCCAGCUUCAGCUCUCAAGCCGACUCCCAUCUGGUGUGUAUACAGAAUGAUGAUGGAAAUUACCAGACACAAGCUAUCAACAUACAGAACAAACCCAGAAAAGUAACUGGAGCCAGUUUUGUGGUGUUUAAUGGUGCUCUGAAAACAAGUUCUGGUUUGCGGGCAAAGUCGAGUAUAGUAGAAGACGGUCUGAUGGUACAGAUAACACCGGACUCUAUGGUUGCCCUGAAACAGGCCAUGAAGGAUAUGCGCGAGUAUAUAGUAGAGUGUGGCAGUAUCACAAACCCUGCACCAGAUGAAGUUGUCAUGAUGCAGUGGGUUGACGACGAUAAAAACAUCAACAUAGGAGUAAAGAGUCCUGUAGACAGCAUGCUGAUGGACGGAAUUGAAAGUAUCCAUAUUCCCAAUGCAACUGACUAUGUAGGAGAAACCUACAUCAUCAGAUGGACUGAUGUGUUCUUCAUACAAAAUGAGGAUUCAGGCUCAGCUAAGUGGGAGCCGGUAGAUCUCAGUCGAUUAGCAGAGACAUUGUCCAAUGCCUGUUGUAUAGCUUUAACUCGACAUCUUGACUCACUUUAUGAUGCUUCUCUCACAAAGAUUGGUCUACGAGUUAACAUCGAAGCAGAGAAGGUUGGGUAUGAGAUAGGUGCCAAUGAAGAGAAGUUACCUGAUGUUUACAUGAAUGACCUUGACAAUGAACUUAUCCCAGUGAUACACAGCGCAGCCUCUCAGAACCAUGGAGGUGCUAUAGUAUUAGAACUUAUAUUUCAUGUACUGAAGUGACCUCUGGUAUCCAGUAGUACAUGUACUUCAGAUACAACAUUUGUUAAUCACUAGGAAACAGUGACCUCUGUUGACUCUCUUGUUAAACAGUUUGUUGUGUUAAACGAGUGACGUUUCUUGACCUCUAUCACAUAUGAAUUCUGAAUGUAUCUUUGUUGACUCAAGAAUUCUUGAAUGACUUCUCUUGAUUGCAGUCAUUUUAGAUUUCUCCAGCGACUUUGUUGACCUUCAUCACUGAAACCUACUUCACUUGUGGAACUUGUUGACCUUCAUCAUUGGAACAUACCUUUGUGACCUUUGUUGACCUUUAAUUUUAGAAUGUAGUGGGUUGAUCAUAACCUAGGCAUGUUCUGAUGGUGAGACACAACAUUAAUUAGUUGUUUUAUCAGAAGCACUGUUAAUGAAUUUAGGGUUUAGUGUUAGUUAUUGGAUCUGAUCAAUUUUCCUUCCUUUCUUCUUUCUGUCACUGCUGUGAGGUAACCACGGGUUACUGAAAUAUGUUCUCUUUCUCAUUCACUGGUAACAACGUUUACAUGUACAAAUAUAUGUGUGUGUGUGUUCUCUCUGUCACUGUGGUGUAGAUUACCAUGGUUACUGGUACAGAUGUAGGUGUGCAUGUUGUCUACAAGUUUGUGAAUCAGAACUCUGUUAUACAUUGAAAGUAUUCAGAUUUUUUGUGAUGUUUGUGAAAUGGUAAUUAUCUUUGGGGUAGUUUUGAUAGUAAUGAUUUAUUAAUGUUGGAGUUUUUAAAAUCUGUACACAUUUAUGUUUAAAACAAACAUUGAACUCAUACACAGUAUAUAGGGCAAUAUUAUAUAAAAAAUAGCAUAUCAGAAAUGUAGCCAUUGAAAAUUUAGAUUGAAUUUUUAGAUACAAAUUCUGUAAAAUGUUGUAAAUUUUGGAUUUAAAAGAAAGAAGCUAAAUUUGAAAAAAAGGAAAUAAAGAUUAAUUAAAAGAACAAUAUUGAUUUACAAAUGUAGGUUCUUUUGCAGACAUGUAGAUGUGUGGCUACUUGAUAUAGAUCAUUCACAGUUUUGUUACAAAAAUUUGUUCUAAGGAGAUCACCUUGAUGAUUGGUCAAAUAUUAAACUUGCCUGCUAGUUUAGAGAUUGCAGGAAGCUGGCUUGCUUGAUUUAAAGUUGGAGUGAUAUACACAGGUGGAAGUGAUGCAGAUGUACUGUAUCCAAGGUUGAGUGAUGUAGACUGUUGGAAGUGAUGUAGGUUUACCUUACCCUAGUUUAAGUGAUGUGGACUGUUGGAAGUGAUGUAGGUUUAAGUUACUCUAGUUUAAGUGAUGUAGACUGUUGGAAGUGAUGUAGGUUAACGUUACUCUAGUUUAAGUGAUGUAGACUGUUGGAAGUGAUGUAGGUUUACCUUACCCUAGUUUAAGUGAUGUAGACUUUUGGAAGUGAUGUAGGUUUACGUUACCCUAGUUUGAGUGAUGUAGACUGUUGGAAGUGAUGUAGGUUUACGUUACCGUAGUUUAAGUGAUGUAGACUGUUGGAAGUGAUGUAGGUUAACCUUACCCUAGUUUGAGUGAUGUAGGUUUACCUUUCCCUAGUUUAAGUGACGUAGACUGUUGGAAGUGAUGUAGGUUUACGUUACCCUAGUUUGAGUGAUGUAGACUGUUGAAAGUGAUGUAGGUUUACCUUACCCUAGUUUGAUUGAUGUGGACUGUUGGAAGUGAUGUAGGUUUACCUUACCCUAGUUUAAGUGAUGUAGACUGUUGGAAGUGAUGUAGGUCUGUUGGAAGUGAUGUAUGUUUACCUUACCCUAGUUUAAGUGAUGUAGACUGUUGGAAGUGAUGUAGGUCUGUUGGAAGUGAUGUAGGUUUACCUUACCCUAGUUUAAGUGAUGUAGACUGUUGGAAGUGAUGUAGGUCUGUUGGAAGUGAUGUAGGUUUACCUUACCCUAGUUGAAGUGAUGUAGACUGUUGGAAGUGAUGUAGGUCUGUUGGAAGUGAUGUAGGUUUACCUUACCCUAGUUUAAGUGACGUGGACUGUUGGAAGUGAUGUAGGUUUACCUUACCCUAGUUUGAGUGAUGUAGACUGUUGGAAGUGAUGUAGGUUUACGUUACCCUAGUUUAAGUGAUGUAGACUGUUGGAAGUGAUGUGGGUUUACGUUACUCUAGUUUGAGUGAUGUAGACUGUUGGAAGUGAUGUAGGUUUACCUUACCCUAGUUUAAGUGAUGUAGACUGUUGGAAGUGAUGUAGGUUUACGUUACCCUAGUUUGAGUGAUGUAGACUGUUGGAAGUGAUGUAGGUUUACCUUACCCUAGUUUAAGUGACGUGGACUGUUGGAAGUGAUGUAGGUUUACGUUACCCUAGUUUGAGUGAUGUGGACUGUUGGAAGUGAUGUAUGUUUACGUUACCCUAGUUUGAGUGAUGUGGACUGUUGGAAGUGAUGUAGGUUUACCUUACCCUAGUUUAAGUGAUGUAGACUGUUGGAAGUGAUGUAGGUUUACGUUACCCUAGUUUAAGUGAUGUAGACUGUUGGAAGUGAUGUAGGUUUACGUUACCCUAGUUUAAAUGAUGUAGACUGUUGGAAGUGAUGUAGGUUUACCUUACCCUAGUUUAAGUGAUGUAGACUGUUGGAAGUGAUGUAGGUUUACGUUACCCUAGUUUAAGUGAUGUAGACUGUUGGAAGUGAUGUAGGUCUGUUGGAAGUGAUGUAGGUUUACGUUACCCUAGUUUAAGUGAUGUAGACUGUUGGAAGUGAUGUAGGUUUAUGUUACCCUAGUUUAAGUGAUGUAGACUGUUGGAAGUGAUGUAGGUUUACGUUACCCUAGUUUGAGUGAUGUAGACUGUUGGAAGUGAUGUAGGUUUACGUUACCCUAGUUUGAGUGAUGUAGACUGUUGGAAGUGAUGUAGGUUUACCUUACCCUAGUUUAAGUGACGUGGACUGUUUGAAGUGAUGUAGGUUUACGUUACCCUAGUUUGAGUGAUGUAGACUGUUGGAAGUGAUGU
Ylistrum balloti is the source of this 7499-nucleotide messenger RNA. Its product is annotated as zinc finger FYVE domain-containing protein 9-like. NCBI's taxonomy places the organism in Eukaryota, Metazoa, Mollusca, Bivalvia, Pectinida, Pectinidae. The coding region runs from base 1 to 4533 and encodes 1510 amino acids. Gene Ontology annotation, cellular component: early endosome membrane. Gene Ontology annotation, biological process: endosomal transport. The transcript is spliced from 16 exons. Gene Ontology annotation, molecular function: metal ion binding. The record is from RefSeq and is a predicted model, not a curated record.